UCUCGGCCUCGCCCAUCUCGCCUUUUGCUCUGGAUUGCGGGGGCGGCCUUCCUCCUCUUGGCAGGAGGGGGCUUUGAGGGGGGCGAGGGUGGAGCCCGAUGGGGCUGCUGCUGCUCCUGCCUCGGUGGGGACCGCUCUUGUUCCUGUUGGGGGGCUGCUUCGGCUGCUCCAGUCACUCGAUGCACUACCUAUGCACGGGGGUGUCAGGGCCCAGUCAGGGGCUGCCCUCGUUCAUUGCUGUGGGGUAUGUGGACGACCAGCCCAUUGUUAAGUACGACAGCGAAACUGAGAAGACUGUGCACCAAGUUUCCUGGAUAUUGAAAGCAGGGAAGGACAAUGCUCAGUACUGGGAAAAGAUCACCCAGGAAUUCCUCAAACUGGAUAUGAAAUUUAGCCAGUACCUGCUGAACCUACAGGAUCAAUACAAUCAGAGCAAAGGCUUUCACACACUGCAGCUCAUGUACGGCUGUGAGCUGAGCCCAGACGGGCACAAAGAAGGGUAUUACCGGUAUGGCUACGAUGGGAGGGACUUCCUCACUUUUGACAAGGAGACCCUCACCUGGACAGCAGCCGAUACGGAGGCCCGAGUGACCGAGAGGAAGUGGCAUCCUAACCUGGACCAGAACCAGCACUAUAAGCGCUACCUGGAGGAGGAAUGCAUUGAGUGGCUGCAGAGAUACCUGGACUAUGGGAAUGAGACUCUGCUGAGGACAGAGCUCCCAGUGGGGAAGGUGACGCGGCAGGCCCUUCCAGACAGCCAGGAGUCCCUCAUCUGCCAGGCCUAUGGCUUCUACCCCAGAGAGAUCAACACCACCUGGAGGAAGGACGGGGAGGUCAUGGAGCAUGCCACUUUCCGCAGGGACGUCGCUCCCAAUUCCAACGGGACCUACCACGCCUGGCUCAGCAUUAACGUGGACCCCCAGGACAGGAACCGCUAUUAUUGCCACAUAGAGCAUGCCAGCCUAACAAAGCCUCUGGUCUUGGCCUGGGAGGAGCCUGCCAAGGUGGGCCAUCCUUUAGCCAAUCUGGGAAUUGUUUUGUGGGGCUUGGCUGCUGUGUUGGCAGUGGCUGCGGUGGCUGCUGGGAUCUUCCUUGUCCUCAAGAAAGUACGGAAGGAAGCAGCCUGUGAAAGAACGUCAGCAAGCAGCCAAGAGCCCGCCAGUUCCACCAGCUCCUUCUUUGUGGACAUUGAAGCCAGCACAGAAAAAGAAAUGAGGAAAGACCUACAAAGAGGGAGGCCAGCUUCAAAUCACUUCCCUUUAAGCAAUACCUGCCUAUCCCAGUGGGGAGAGGCCUCCAGGCUGACUGGCUCCUCAGGGCUGCUUUGAGAUGGGAACGUGGUUGGCAUCUAGAACUAUCUCCCCCUCCGCUCAGCCCGUUGCAGCGAAAACAACAGACUACGCACAAAAGAACAAAGUGACAGGAGUUUUACCUCGGAGGAGUCAAAAACCGUUUCAGCCUCUCAAGACUCUCGGUUAAGUGACCUUAAAUUGGCCGUCCUGCCACCGAAAGAACAGCAAAAGGAGACUGCAAGGCAAAAGGGCCAAAUUACUGUUGCCCAAGAGGUUUGGUGCUGUCAGCUGCGGACUGAAUUGGGCGAAAGGGUUUUUUGUUGCCCUGUGACGGGCAUUGUUGUUCAUUUAUUAAAUUUCUAUAUUGCCCUAUAUCCGCAGGCCUCAGGGUGCUUCACAGGAUAAAACCACAACCCAAUCACACACCCCAAACACAUUUUAAAAGGUGUGCUGCUGGCAGGGGCUCCAGAGGCAGGGAAGAAGCCAUCCGGCCUCCUUGCCAACUCUGUUCCUUAGGUGCCCUGGUCAGACGGGAUGUUGUUGCUGAACCCAGAGGAGCAGAUUGGAAACUCCUAGGGCAAAUGGGCUUGCCUCCAGUCCGCAGGCCAGAGAAGAGGCCACAGCAGUGCAGACCUUUUUGGUCCUCUGCUUUAAUUUCAUACUGCUGAACGCAUUAUCCAGCCGAUGUGGGCGAUGUAUUAUUGGGUGGGGAUUAAAAAGGUGCCCAGAGUGAGAGUCACAGGAGCAACACAGGAAGUUGCCUCACACUAAGUCAGAGGGUCCAUCUAGCUCUAGACUGUCUGUGCCAGGGGUCCCCAAACUAAGGCCCGUGGGCCGGAUGUGGCCCAAUCGCCUUCUAAAUCUGGCCUGCGGACGGUCCGGGAAUCAGCAUGUUUUUACAUGAGUAGAAUAUGUCCUUUUAUUUAAAAUGCAUCUCUGGGUUAUUUGUGGGGCCUGACUGGUGUUUUUUCAUGAGAAGAAUGUGCCCUUUUAUUUAAAAUGCAUCUCUGGGUUAUUUGUGGGGCAUAGGAAUUCAUUCAUAUUUUCCCCCAAAAUAUAGUCUGGCCCCCCCCACAAGGUCUGAGGGACAGUGGACCGGCCCCCUGCUGAAAAAGUUUGCUGACCCCUGCUCUGUGCUGAUGGCAGUGGCUCUCCAGAAUUUCAUAAACGGUUCCCUCCUGGUUCUACCUGGAGAUGCUGCGGAUUGAGCCUGGAGCCAUCUGCAUGCAAGGUUCCAGCCCUGAGCUACGACCCUUCCACCAUUGGGGCUGAAUGGUUCUCCUCUGCUCAUUUGAUUCUCCACAAAAACCCUGUGAGGUAGGUUAGGCUGAGAGGCAAUGACUGGCCCAAUGUCACCCAGUUAGCUUCAUGGGCGAGGGGGGAAUUUGAACCCCGUUCUCCCAGCUCCUAGUCCAGCACACUAACCAUUACAUUACACACACCUGCUCCCAAAUCCUUCCGUUUUCAUGUCUCUUAAGGUGUCCCCCUCCUCCUCCUUCCCACUCCCCUGGAAAAAGUUCUGCCACGCCAAAAUCAGAUUGUCCUGACUGCAAUUCAAUGUGGAUCUUGGUGCUGUCCCAGACCUUCCGCUGCUCACAGACGCUUGGGGUGCCAGUGGCCCAGGAAAGGGUGUUAUCUAUGGGAGCUCCACACACAGAGGUGGGUCUGACACCUUCACUUUACAGCUUCUAUUGCUUGCUACACACCUCUUUGCCCUGCCCUUUGGCACCUCAGGUGUCCUUUUGAGAUCCACACUACCACUGUGACUGGAAUUUUUAAAAAUGAAUUUUAUAGUUGAAUUUUAGAGCCUGCUGGUGAAAUGCAGGUAACGCUUGACUUUU
Zootoca vivipara (common lizard) is the source of this 3133-nucleotide messenger RNA. Lineage: Eukaryota; Metazoa; Chordata; Lepidosauria; Squamata; Lacertidae. The record is from RefSeq and is a predicted model, not a curated record.